Messenger RNA from Carica papaya (papaya), 1345 nucleotides. RefSeq names its product NAD(P)-binding Rossmann-fold superfamily protein. Gene Ontology annotation, cellular component: membrane. NCBI's taxonomy places the organism in Eukaryota, Viridiplantae, Streptophyta, Magnoliopsida, Brassicales, Caricaceae. The record is from RefSeq and is a predicted model, not a curated record. Gene Ontology annotation, molecular function: oxidoreductase activity, acting on the CH-OH group of donors, NAD or NADP as acceptor.
UCCCCUCAAAAAUUUGCAAAAUUUGACCUAAAUUUUUGCUCAAAAUUAUUUGACCAGUGACAAGGUAAAAGAGAAAGAAAGAGUCCGUACAACCAGGAACCAGUGUUUGAUUAACAAAAUCCCCGCCCCCAAAAAACCAGAAAGGAAAUUCAGACUACAAGGAAGGAAAUGACGGGAAAACACAAGUCCAAGGAGAGAAGAGAACAGAGACGCCAACAGAUUUCCCUUCUCCGCACCAUUCCCUACUCCGAUCACCAAAGGUGGUGGUCACCUGAAACUGUUGCUGUGGUGACGGGUGCAAAUAGAGGCAUAGGAUUUGAGAUUGCCAGACAACUUGCCGGCCAUGGACUCACCGUUGUACUCACAGCAAGAGAUGCCCCUGUUGGCCUUGAAGCAGCUAAAGUCUUACAAGAGGGUGGUUUGAAUGUGGAUUUCCAUCAACUUGAUAUCUUAGAUUCCUUAUCAGUCUCCUCGUUUGGUGAGUGGAUCAAGGAAAGAUAUGGAUUCAUGGAUAUCCUGGUAAAUAAUGCAGGUGUUAACUACAAUCUUGGAUCAGAUAAUUCUGUUGAAAAUGCCAGGAUGGUCAUUAAUACCAACUACUAUGGCACCAAAAAUAUUAUCAAAGCUAUGAUCCCAUUCAUGAGACAUUCUGCAUCCGGGGCUCGUAUUGUUAAUGUUAGCUCUCGGCUAGGUAGAUUAAAUGGCCGACGAAAUAAACUCGGAGAUGUGACUUUAAGAGAGCAGCUGGGUGAUGUAGACACUCUCUCAGAAGAACUCAUUGACAGGACCAUGUCAACUUUCUUACAACAAGUUGAAGAUGGCACUUGGCAAACAGGUGGAUGGCCUCAAGUAAGCACAGACUACUCAUUAUCAAAGCUUGCUGUUAAUGCUUACACGAGGCUACUGGCGAAAGAGCUCUCUGCCCGACCAGACGGUCAGAAGAUCUACAUCAAUUGCUUCUGUCCAGGGUGGGUAAGGACUGCUAUGACAGGUUGGGCUGGCAAUAUUUCACCAGAGGAUGGAGCAGAUACUGGAGUAUGGCUUUCUCUGCUUCCAGACCAGGCUAUAUCGGGGAAAUUUUUUGCAGAAAGACGGGAGAUAAGCUUCUGAUGGGGACACUACAAUUUCAGCUACCAUCACAGAAUCUGAGAACAAGUUAAUGUUUUCUUUCAGAAGGAGUUGCCUGUUAAUAGGCAAGUGGAAAAAAUGGUAGAGAAAGUGUUUCAGGCUUUUUGUUACAGUGGGAAAAGAGAAAAAGUUUGGAAUGGAUGGAUGGGAAUGUAAUGUGUGUUGAAAUGUAGAAAGCAAUGAUUGGGAAAUUAAUGCUACUUAAUUUUUUAACUUA